This is a messenger RNA of Closterium sp. Yama58-4, 714 nucleotides long. Lineage: Eukaryota; Viridiplantae; Streptophyta; Zygnematophyceae; Desmidiales; Closteriaceae. The record is from the annotation of a GenBank genome assembly.
AUGCGCGAUGGCAGCAGGUGUGAGGCAGGUUCUGAUUUCGUCGCUGCCUUCGCCAAGCCAGAUGCUACCACCAUCAGGGAACCUUCAGCCGCCGACAACAACGUUGCUGGUUGCAAUGUCCCCGCUGGCUUCAGAGUCACCGCUUCCGACGCCGCAGCUUCCGAUGCCACCAGUUCCGACGCCUCCGCUUCCGACGCCUCCGCUUCCGACCGCCCCGCUUCCGACGCCCCCGCUUCCAGCGCCACCAGUUCCGAUGCCUCCGGUUUCGACCCUACCGCUUCCGACGCCUCCGCUUCCGAAGUGAUCGAUUCUGAAGACAUCGAUUCCGACGCCACCGCUUCCAACACCGCCGCAUCCGAAGUGAUCGAUUCCGACACCACCCGUUCCGACAUCACCGCUUCCGACGAUUCCGACGUUAUCGAUUCCGACGCCACACGUUCCGUCGGCGACGCCAUGGAUUCCGAGAGGGUGGGGGGUUCCGACGUCACAGCCGCCGGUACAGACGCCAUUGGAUCCGAAGUUGGCCGAUCCAGCAUCGACGGACCUGAACGACGCUGCAGAGUCGAUAAGACAGGCUUUGCUGCGGCUGGAGUCGUCUACGCGCUCACUGCUGGCGUCAGCGCAGGGGAGCAUCGCGUCGCCGGUUUCAGUGCUGCAGGACGUCAGCCUGAGGCCGUCAGCCUGGCGGAGCUUGCUCGUCACGCUGCUAAUUGA